GCCCUUUCCUCCCAGCUUUGUUUUUUUACAGAAACAGUUCUAUAGCUUCUAUGAAUGGAACACGAUCGAAGAAUUGAGCUUGCAUCUCCUGCUCAGGGGCGGACUGACAACUCAUGGGGUCCCCGGGCAAUAGGAGAUCAUGGGGCCCCUGUGUCCUUGCCCAAACUCAAAAAAGCCUAUGAAAAAGGUGCCAGGGGCAUCUCAUGGGGCCCCUACUGACCCCAGGCCCUCGGGCAGUGCCUGAGUUUCCAAAUGGUCAAUCCGCCCCUGCUU
Staurois parvus is the source of this 273-nucleotide messenger RNA. NCBI's taxonomy places the organism in Eukaryota, Metazoa, Chordata, Amphibia, Anura, Ranidae. The record is from the annotation of a GenBank genome assembly.